AUGCCCUCUUCCAAGAGAGACAAAGGACCCGGCAAGCCCUACGCUCGCCCUACCAUGAAGGGCGGUGACAGCCAGACUGCCAGUGACAAGGACAAGGACAAGCUCCGCCUCGAGCAGCGCGACACGGACGCGGCGCUCGAUGCCCUCCCUCGUCUCUCGCCCGUCCUUGGUCUUGGCUUCGUGACCCGCGCCACCACAGCGCGUGUUCGUCGUGCCAUCACCGUGAACCCUGUCGACAGUAUCGCCACGGCCAACACAGCCAACGCUCGCCCGACAAGCAUUACUAAGGACAAGCCCACCAAGGCUGGAGAGGAGGUUCCUGUUGCGUUUGGUUCUUCGUCCCCCGUCGCCCCCCUCGUUACUGCUGCCCUCCCGAUUACUGCCCUCGCUUCCUCCACCGGCCCAUCAAGCGUCUCUUCAUCCGCCGCAGCUACUACCAGCUCGUCAGCGCACGCCGUGACUCGUGUCCGUCCCACGGCUCUCUCUCUCUCUCGUCCCCGUCCUACGACUGCUUCUACCCCUACCGCUUCUGCCACUUCUGCUGCAACUGUUACUGGGAACAACUCGCACCUCAACACGCGGGAAGUGAUCGACGACGCGCCACAGGACAACAAGGACAGCUCGACUCGGACAGGCAUCACUUCCCCUGAGCGAGUUGGAACACUCGGCACCACCCCCCUUGCUACCCCCCUUGCUAUCGCCCUUGCUAUCGCUGCCACACUCGCCACCCCUCCUCCUGUUAUAACUACCACACUCGCGGACACCUCCGCCAUCAUCGACACACCGACCACCAUCGCUGCGCCUGCCCCUGCCGGCGGUCCUGCUCCCAUCCUGCGCGAGCCGGUUUUUAAUAACGACACUGCCACCGCUGCCACCGCGUCCGCUUCCGCCUCCACCUCUGCCGCUGUUCCGGGCCGCCACCGCCCGCCCCCGAUUCGAGUCCCCCAUCUUCUCUUCAGAGACGUCACCGACUUGCCCAGCGCCGCUCCUGCCAUCGCGCUCCACCCCAACCCUGUCCCCACCCAGGCUGCCGGCGCCAGCCCGACGGUACCUAACAGCCCCGACAGCCCGCUGCUGGUCAACGUGAUUGUUUACCAGGUCGACCCGGAGGCUCCCGAGACUCCCAGCCCCCAGAGCGGUAAGAGUCCCAAGAACCCCAACCCCAAGACUCCUAAGCGCGAGUGA
Molecule: messenger RNA, 1185 nt
Organism: Cutaneotrichosporon cavernicola
Lineage: Eukaryota; Fungi; Basidiomycota; Tremellomycetes; Trichosporonales; Trichosporonaceae
Exons: 2
Coding region: 1-1185 (394 amino acids)
Source: RefSeq, a predicted model, not a curated record